Molecule: messenger RNA, 345 nt
Organism: Alternaria hordeiaustralica
Lineage: Eukaryota; Fungi; Ascomycota; Dothideomycetes; Pleosporales; Pleosporaceae
Exons: 1
Coding region: 1-345 (114 amino acids)
Source: RefSeq, a predicted model, not a curated record
AUGGACGUCGAUACCGCAGUCGAGGCCUCCCCCGAGCCCGGUCCCUCUGCCAUCGACAACGCCCGCCCCCCGGCGCUUCCAGUCAUGCCAGCUGUGCAGGCAAACAAGAAGAAUGCAAAGGACAAAGAGAAGCAGAAGGUGAUGAAGAAGGCAAUGCAAGACGAUAACGGCAUGCGGUCAGUUCUAGGAGAGGGUCAAGACAAGCAGAAGAAGGGGAAGGGCAAGGAGAAGAAGAAGGCACAGAAGAGCGCAGGGCCACGUCACAGCAUCUUUGCCGUGAUUCAGAGAAUGGACAAGUGCGACAGUGGAAAAGGCAAAGCCAAGGUGCUGGGCGGAGACUGCUGA